UCUGUUUUCAACUUCAGGUCCCCUGUGUUUCUCUUUAUCUGCAAAAUUUCAAGUAGCAUUAAAUAAAAUUUGCUCAUAAAUUCUUCUUCUCUCUUCCUUCUUUUCUUCUUCUAAAACUUUAAAAUACAACAAAAGACACUUACUUGUAGACAAACUACACCUCCAGUUUCCUUCAACCCCAGAGACAAUGAAUCGGUGGGUUGGGUCAAUAUUCCUAUGCAUUAUCAGCACAUUGCUUCUGAUGAGCUGGUCGGUGGUGGCAGAGGGGGAGACAUGCUCGGGAAUAGUACCAAUGCAAUAUCGAAAUGAUAAGAUAUCGAUAUUGGACUUUGGUGGUGUAGGUGAUGGGCGGACAUUGAAUACAAAAGCGUUUAAAGAAGCAAUCUUUAGAAUUCAACACUUGAAGAGGAAGGGUGGAACUUUGCUUUACAUACCUGCUGGUGUAUAUUUGACUGGUCCAUUUGAUCUUACUAGUCGUAUGACUCUUUAUUUGGCCAGUGGUGCUGUUAUCAAAGCCACUCAGGAUCCCAGUCAGUGGCCAUUAGUUGAUCCAUUGCCUUCAUAUGGGAGAGGAAGAGAGCGACCUGGUGCAAGGUAUAUGAGCUUACUCCAUGGAGAUGGGCUCCAUGAUGUGAUAAUCACUGGUGAGAAUGGUACUAUUGAUGGCCAGGGUGAUGUUUGGUGGAAUAUGUGGAGGCAAAGAACUCUUCAGUUUACACGACCUCAUCUCGUUGAACUGAUGAACUCCAGAGGCAUUCUCAUUUCUAAUGUCAUUUUCAAGAACUCUCCCUUUUGGAAUAUCCACCCUGUUUAUUGCAGCAAUGUUGUUAUUCGAUAUGUCACCAUAUUGGCUCCAGCUGAUUCACCAAAUACUGAUGGAAUUGAUCCAGACUCAAGCUCCAAUGUCUGCAUUGAAGAUUCCUAUAUUUCAGUAGGGGAUGAUCUAGUAGCCGUAAAGAGUGGCUGGGAUCAAUAUGGAAUUGCUUAUGGUCGCCCUAGUCAUGGCAUAACCAUCCGAAGGAUAACUGGGUCAUCUCCAUUUGCUGGAAUAGCAGUUGGAAGUGAAACCUCUGGUGGCGUAGUGGACGUUUUAGCUGAGCACAUAAGCCUUUUCAAUAUGGGAGUUGGUAUUCACAUUAAGACAAACAUUGGCCGAGGGGGGAUGAUCAGAAACAUUACGGUGUCAAAUGUCUACAUGGAAAAUGCACGAACGGGGAUUAAGAUUGCAGGGGAUGUUGGUGAUCAUCCAAAUGAAAAUUUCAAUCCUAAUGCUCUUCCAGUUGUUAAGGGUAUCAAGAUUAAGGAUGUUUGGGGCGAAAAGGUUUUGCAGGCUGGUUUGAUUCAUGGUUUGAAGAAUUCCCCUUUCUCUGGGAUUUGUCUCUCCAAUAUCAACCUUCAUGGCAACCCCGGAUCACAAAAUUCCAUUUGGAAAUGCUCAGAUGUUAGCGGAGCUGCAAUUCAAGUCAGCCCUUUUCCUUGUGCAGAACUCACCAGCAGCCAACAAACUGGUGCAUGCUCUACCUACUUCUAAGUAUGUCGUAGUUAUUCUUUGCUUCCAAUUCAAUUCAGUAUAUCUCAAAAACAAAACGAAGAAUUUUGUUCAUGUUCUAAGUAAAAUUGUAAUUUCAACUUUGUACACAAUCAUAUUGUAUACGUAUUUUCCUACUA
Molecule: messenger RNA, 1668 nt
Organism: Solanum stenotomum
Lineage: Eukaryota; Viridiplantae; Streptophyta; Magnoliopsida; Solanales; Solanaceae
Product: probable polygalacturonase
Exons: 6
Coding region: 188-1531 (447 amino acids)
Biological process (GO): carbohydrate metabolic process
Molecular function (GO): polygalacturonase activity
Source: RefSeq, a predicted model, not a curated record